CGUCCCGCCCUGACACCAACAAAAAGUGGUCUCUUUUCAGUCUGUGUGGGAUGUCACUACAAUUUUCCUUUAAAUUUUUUAAUUCCUCUCGUUUAUAUUUUUGAUACGACAGCCUUAAUCACAUACGUAAUCCGUCCAAGGUAUUUCACAAAUCUCUCUGAGCUUUGUCCUAUGAGUAGGAACAGACGUUGAUGCUGCCCCUAGCAUUUGGCUGGUUUUCCUCUCGCUGGGCGGGCGGUCACAGAUCAACCUUCAGCCCUCCCCAGCAGUCGCUAAAAGCAAGCGGAUGAUCCGUUGCUACUGAACACCCGACAAGCCACAGCAACUUACUGCCGUAAGUAAACAAAGCUUGAACUCUCUUUGGAAUGCCCCGGAAUCACCUCCUACUUCCAACUCACCUGGGACAGAGGACAGGGACCAGCCUUUUUCUAAAGUCUUAAUAGCCUGCAAUGACUUUUUGCACAAGAUGUCUGAAACUGCACUGAAACAGGUGACUGUGCUGAAGGAGAAUGGACAGGAUGGAGAGAAAACCUUAGACUGGAGUUAUAUUGAUUGGCACCAGAAUGAAGACCUGGUGUCCAAAGGUGUGUCUGAAGUCCAGACGCAAACCACCACAGGGUCGCGCCAAGACAAGGAGACCCAGACUAGCAACCCUGUCAUCAUGCACAUCGAUUUGACUCGGACGAACUCCAAACUCAAACAGAGCCUCUCGUUGGACAGCGACAGCUUAGUGGCUCCUCUGUUCCAGUUCGAUCGUCAGGCCCCGGCUCGGAUCUCCACCUCGCCCACCCUGAGGAGAAUGAGGAGCACGCGGAGGCCCAUCAUGGACUUCCGGGACUCCAUGAGGAUGGAGAGCACGCAGGAAGAGGACAGCCUCGGCGACACCUUCUCCCCCAUCGGUCCCCUCUCCCCCCCCCACAGGCUGAUUUCUCCGCUGGCUGCCAGCCCUCUCUCCGAUACAGGAAGCCACCAUGACAGUCCACCAGACUCGUCAUCCAGCCAGGACAACCCCAGAUUUUCACACAGGUCAAAAACGCUGGACAAUGGCAUGGUUCACACGAGACAAGCGUGUUUAAACGCCCGGCAGAGCUCCAGUAAAGACUGCCUGGACAGGGACGAACAGGAAAAUGAACCAUGUCACAAAAGACUGCAGGAGCGGAGGCGGAGCUCUGUGGUGGUCAGCCUGCCAGGAUUGGACGUUUCCCCUGGUGACCUGUUUGUGUCCAAUGGAGUGGCCGACAUAUUAAACAGCUCCAACUUCUCAGAUACAAAGAAAUCCAAGUGGCCUUUUUCCCGACGGAGCACGAAAAAAGGGAAGGCUCCGACACGCACAGCAGCUGAUGUUGAGAAAUGCCUCUCCGGGGAGCAAAUACAGGACUGGAGAGACUCGGACUUCCAGAAGUACAAGGACUGCUCACUGGGGGAGUUCCUCCAGGACCAGUCCCUCCAGAGAAGGCCCGACUCCGACCCCCGGGACUACAAGAAGCAGGAAGCCAUAUGGGAGCUUUUCACCAGUGAAUGCGUCUACUUCCUGGACCAGCUCAUGGUGCUUAAAGAGGUGUUCCGGACCACCCUAGUCAACCUGCAGCUCCAUGACUGUCUAUCGGAUGUGGACUCCUGGCGGCUGUUCGCCAACCUCAAAGAGCUGUGUCUGGUGAGCUAUGGGUUCCUGUGCACCUUGCUGAACACCAUCAGGGACUCCUGGAAUAGCCCUGAGUCUGAGGGAGGAGGAUCUCUGCUGGACCUCCUCACCAAGGCGUUCCGUGAGAACAUCUGUUGCUGUCUCCAGAAGUACUGCCUCAACUACUCCACAGCCCUGCUCUACGUGGACAGCCUGAAACACAGGGAGGACUUUGGCUGCUAUGUCAAGUGGUGUGAGAGAAACCAGCAGUGCCGCAGGCUGCAGCUGCGCGACCUGUUGGUGGCGCCGUUACAGCGCCUGACUCGCUACCCGCUCCUGCUGAGGAACGUUGGGAAGAGGAGCCGGGCGGAGGAGGAGGAGGGGGCUCUCCGCAGGGUGGCGGAGCAAGUAGAAACCUCCAUAUGUGACCUGGAAGGCAAGGUGAAAUGGCUGGAGAACUACCAGAAAGUCAAGCAGCUGAGAGACGCACUGGUGUGGCUGCCUGUGUGGGAGAGGGACAAGCGGGCCUUCGUCCCCGAGAACCUGAAGCACCUGGUGAAGGCGGUGACCCUGGAGAACCUCAUCUCCCAUCGCAGCCUGCUGUUUGAAGGGAGGUUGGUCCUCACAGACAACACCAAGCUGACUGACGUCUACCUGUUCCUGUUUGAUGAGUUCCUGCUGAUCACCAAGAUCAAGAGGAAUAAGAAGAAGUCUGUGGUGGACCAGAACCCUCUCCGGCCGGCCCAGGGCCAGGAGCUGGACCAGCUGCUGAAGGACGGCUGCACCUUCACCGUCCUGGACCAGCCUGUCUCCCUCGACCGUCUUCAGAUGAAGAACGUAGACCAGCUCAAUGCCACUGCGUCGGGUCUUCCCCACUCCUUCAUCCUCAUGCACCAGAACCGCUACCAGCAGUACAUCGGUGCCUUCAUCCUCCAGGCUCCCUCCGAGUCCGUCAAGAGGGUGUGGAUGUCAAAGUUAGAGGGCGCUGUGGCAGCACUGUUGAAGAUCGACGCUCAGCAGCCCCGAGUGAAGAACUCCGAAUCCUCCCAGAUAUGACUCAGCGUUCAUCAUCAUUCUCACCAUGCACUCUGGAGUUCUGCAUAAGCAUUGUAUAUUUACCAGCAGAAUCAUUUUGUAAACUGGAUGUUUGCUUUGAAUGGGUGUCGAUUAUUACAAUAAACUGAUGACUGUG
Molecule: messenger RNA, 2813 nt
Organism: Osmerus eperlanus (European smelt)
Lineage: Eukaryota; Metazoa; Chordata; Actinopteri; Osmeriformes; Osmeridae
Gene: plekhg7
Product: pleckstrin homology domain containing, family G (with RhoGef domain) member 7
Exons: 17
Coding region: 467-2677 (736 amino acids)
Biological process (GO): Rho protein signal transduction
Molecular function (GO): guanyl-nucleotide exchange factor activity
Source: RefSeq, a predicted model, not a curated record